Molecule: messenger RNA, 2583 nt
Organism: Cyprinodon tularosa
Lineage: Eukaryota; Metazoa; Chordata; Actinopteri; Cyprinodontiformes; Cyprinodontidae
Product: zinc finger protein 37-like
Exons: 8
Coding region: 11-2452 (813 amino acids)
Biological process (GO): regulation of transcription by RNA polymerase II
Molecular function (GO): DNA-binding transcription factor activity, RNA polymerase II-specific; RNA polymerase II cis-regulatory region sequence-specific DNA binding
Source: RefSeq, a predicted model, not a curated record
GGUAUGCGCAAUGAAGUUGCGUUCCGCCAUGAUAGAAAAGAAGAAGAAGAAGGUGUUUUGCUCCUACACGGACUGCUUUUCUGAAACACCACAAACCGGAAGUGAGUGCGUGACAACGACUGACAGAAAUUUUGGAUCCCGAUUGAGAAAGCCCAGCAUGUUCUACUGCAGCAGCGGCGGUUCUGAUCCGCUCGAUGUGUCUAAAAGCGAACUGUUGAGAGGAAUCAUCACCGAGAAGCUGAGCACCGCGGCCCGGGAGAUCAUAGCGGUGGUGGGAAGGACCGUAGCCGACUAUGAGAAGGAGGCUUCGGGCUUGAGGCAGCAGAUCGCCCGCCAGAAGAGGCAGCUGGAGAGGCUGCAUCCGCAGGUCACCACGUUUGGAAGAGGUCUCCAGAGCCAUGAGGAGGUGGAUGAUGUGGAGGAGCAGGAGGUCACAGGUAUGGAGGCAGCAGAGAGCCCCAGUCUGCCUGGGAACCAGUCUGAGGAGGAGGAUCCUGCAACAAUCUUUGAGCUGGUUGAAGAAGAAGAGGAGGACCCAGAUUAUCCUUCAUCAUCAAGGUCAGCUCAGUCUGGGAAGAAAAGACGGCGCUCAUCUUUAAAUAUUGACUCCAAGAAGCCUCUAAAUCUCCGGAUCCGGAUCCUGGAGGACUCUGAGACCGAGGUGCUCUCAAAUAACGUGUUUAAGAAGUGUCCGAUCUGGGACCUGCAGUGCCCUCAUGGUCUGGAGGAGGCGGCCUUUCUGGACCUGCUCAGGUCCACUUUCCCUCAGCUCUCUGCAGGGAAACCUUUUGAUACCUUAAUAACAGAUAGAGGAAGGAAGCUGCAGCCUCUGAGAGUAAAGACUCUGACUCCAGAGGAGAUCUACAGAGCCAUCAAAUCCAUCGGGAACUCAGCUCUCUACAUCCGCCUCAAGGAGAAAGAGGUAAUAACGCCUGAAGAGGAAGAGCAUCUGGUCUCUGACUCUCUACCUGCUGACCCUGUGAUGGUGGAGAAAGAUCAACCUGUGGCCCAGAAGAGCAUUGGUCAAAGUGCACCAGGAGGCAAGGGGAACAUUUUCUCAAGCGCAACAUCCCAACAACAGGACUUCCAAACAGAGGAGGAAGGAGCUGAGAGCAGCGUGGACUUCAGCGGAGAUGAAGAUAGGGGUUCAGAAGGCAACGAGGACUCAGACCCAGAUUAUAAACCGCACAAGCAAACAAGAAAAGAGAAAGCCAGCUGUGACAAGAGUGGUAUUCAAACUGUGGAACGUACCAAAGGGGAAUCUGAGGACAACACAGAAUGCAGAAGUGACAACGAUCCGGCUUUGGAAAAAGAUGACAACUUGAACCUGGAUCCUGACCUGCAGACAUCUUUAAAAAUAAGAAACAAAGGAUGUUGGAAGAGGAGUGAUGGAGUAGAAAAGUCGUGCAAAGUUUGUGGGGUCACCUACAGACAGUUAGGAGGGUUGUUCAAACAUAUCUGGAGCCAUUCCUCUAACCCUCAGAAUGUUUGUGGAGCCUGCGGAGAGAAGUUUGAGUCUGAGGAAAAGUUGAAAGAGCAUUUCCAAAGUUACAAAAAGCCUUACAACUGUCCACAUUGUGGGAAGUCUUUUUUCUCCAAAGAUGGCCUGAAGCAACACAUAACAAAGCACACAGGCGAUAACUUGUUUAAAUGUAAUGUUUGUAAUAAAACCUUUUCACAGAAAGGUUUGCUAAACCAGCACCAAUGGGUACAUGUAGAAAAUAAACCCCACAAGUGUGACCUGUGUCCACAGUCCUUUGGUCUGGAGUCGCAUCUCCGAGCUCACAGGAAACGGCAUGCGAGCAAAGAUGUUUACAAAUGCAAGAUAUGCAGUAAGUCAUUGGGCGACCGCCGAUCUCUGGCCCAGCACACGUUGACCCACUCAGACGAGCGACCCUACUGUUGCCAAACGUGCGGGAAACGCUUUAAAUCUAAUGUUGGACUAAAAGUACACAAGAUGACCCACACAGUGAGAGAUCGGCCUUUCCUCUGCCAUGUGUGCUGCAAGACAUUUCCAACCAAGCAAACCCUUAAGUGCCACAUCAGGACUCAUAGCAGCGAGAAGCUGUUUGUCUGUACAGUGUGCGGUAAAGGCUUCACGUUUAGUGGAAAUCUCAAAAUACACAUGAGGGUCCACACAGGAGAGACGCCCUACAAAUGCAACGAGUGCGGACGCCGCUUUAAAUCCAAGACUCACCUUACCCAGCACAUGAAGACCCAUUCAGGCAUUAAAGAUUUCAUCUGUGGUAUUUGUGGCAAAGGUUCAUCUAAACCGGAACAUCUAAAAAUUCACAUGAGAACCCACACUGGAGAGAGACCCUACAAGUGCUCUCUUUGUGACAAAGACUUCACCCAGAGCCACUGCCUGAAAACACACAUGAAGACUCACCAGACUGAAGAGUCGCCCUCGCUCCCUCCUGGUUCUGAAGAUGGUUCAAAAAGUCUGAAAUGAAGGACGGACCUUAUUUUGAUUUACAUUCCUACUUUAGUUCAGUGUUUGUAUUCCAUCUUUUUGAAAUUCUGAGUUAAAUUUGGAUGUUGUAGAAGCAAAAAGGAAUAAACUCCUUAACCAAAAGGUCUGAU